Lentinula edodes (shiitake mushroom) is the source of this 2130-nucleotide messenger RNA. RefSeq lists its product as uncharacterized. NCBI's taxonomy places the organism in Eukaryota, Fungi, Basidiomycota, Agaricomycetes, Agaricales, Omphalotaceae. Gene Ontology annotation, biological process: DNA-templated transcription; regulation of DNA-templated transcription. The record is from RefSeq and is a predicted model, not a curated record. The transcript is spliced from 11 exons. The coding region runs from base 1 to 2130 and encodes 709 amino acids. Gene Ontology annotation, molecular function: DNA-binding transcription factor activity, RNA polymerase II-specific; DNA binding; zinc ion binding.
AUGGCAGACACUAGCUCUUCAAAACCUCAUUCCCCCAAACAGCCUUCGGAAUUUAGAAAGAAGGAUGGAACAUAUUCUAAGAUGCGUUCCCAUGCAGGCAACAUCCCAGUACUACCGCAAACGAAGCUCUGUCCGUUUUGUCCUGCAAAGUUCACUCGCACGACACACCUGAACAGACAUCUGCGUAAUCAUACAAACGAAAGAGUUCACAAAUGCGACCUAUGCGAGGCCCAAUUCACGCGUAGCGACCUGCUUUCGAGACACAGAAAAGGCUGUAAUCAAACUUCUAACGUCCGACGCAAAUCUUGUGUUUCGUGUGCCGAAUCUAAAGUCAAGUGCGAUCGUGAACUUCCUUGCUCGAAAUGCUCUUCGAGAGGAAUAGAAUGCGUUUAUGCUGCGGUAACCAAGAAGGUUCAUCGAAUCCACCAAUUAGCUACGACCGAUUUUCCGGAAGCAACACACUCGAAAUUUUCACUAUCCCCGGUUUUCGGUAACACCUCCUCUACCAUUCCUAACGAUCCUUCGGAUUUUAGUCUGGCUCCGACUACAACAGAUAUUACCAAAUCUUCCCGUGAUUCCACCUCCGUAACAUCGACCGAGACAUCAUCUCAUAUUCCAAUCAACAGUCAUUUGGUGUCUUUGUAUAAUUGCGACGUGUUUGAGCCUUUUUUUAGCGAUGUAUUUUCUACUACUGUCGAUAACUCGCUACAAACCCCCAUCGGCCGGGGCAAUAAGGAAUACGUUUGGAUAAAUUUCGAUCCUGGACAAAACAAUGUGUCACAAAAGGAUACUCCUACAACUACAACUUCCUCUGCAUCUCUACGUUCCGCUAUCAGCGACGCGACUACAGAAACAGCAAUGGGAUCGUUGCUUGAGCAAGAAGAUAACGAAAAACGCCAUUAUUUGCAUCUCUUUUACAGUGGUUUUGUGGAGCAGGUACCUGUAGUGCACGCUCCCUCAUUCAGCCCAGAAGGCAAACCACCAUUCUUAAUCAAUGCCAUGCAAGCAUGUGGUGCAAUCUUCGUGAAGUCGAAAACAGCCGCAGCAUUCAUUGCAACGACGUUGAAAUCUUCGCGGAAAGUCUUAUCUGAAGAACUGUCUAGAGAUCUGUUGACGAUCGAGGAACAGCUCAAUCUGAUCUUAACAGUGGUUUUGCUACACACGUUGGGCAUGUAUCACGAAGACGCUGAGGAGCGUGCUGCUUCUAGCUUAUACCACGGCAUGUUGAUUACCAUGAUCAGAGGUGCUGACUUCAUCUCUCAUGUUGCUACUUGGUCUGCCGAUGAAGACAAUCACUUAUCGCUGGAAGAACAUUGGCGGCAUUGGGCAUGGCAUGAGAUGUCAAAACGCACCCUCCUGCUGUCCUAUCUUCAAGAUGCCUCUCAGUCCAUAUAUUUUACUGUGCCGUCUUCGUAUCACAUUGCAGAAUUAAAUUUCAACCUCCCUUGCGAUGACAAGCUUUGGCGCGCUCAAUCGGCGUCUGAAUGGUGGUCAGAACUACAUCGAGGGUCUCCAUACGGAGAUGCUCAUGACCGGCUGAAUUGUCCAACCCUACCAAGUUUGUUACAGUUAGUAUUCGAACCUCGAACGACUCAAGUAAAAGCUAUAUCCCAUUUCGCACAUUGGGCAGUGAUACAUGGCAUCAUUAGCUGCCUCUUCACUCUGUGUACUAAAGGUCACCUUCCUGUGCAAAGAUCUUUCGGGGCCAACGGAGAUCCCUUGAAUCAAGAGCUUUAUAGAAUUCAGUUUGCGAUGCACAAUUGGUUAGAUUGGUGGAUGAAACGUCCCGAAGUCAUCGAAAAUACUCGAGAAGAGGCAGAACUACCUUUUAUGCAGAAUCCUCUCCCUUUCUACUGGCUUGGUCAAGUGGCUCUUAUGGCUUACCAGGAAAAUCUACCACCAUUCAAUGAUCAAGCAAAUUUGUCCAUGAAUUUGAGGAUGGAUGUUAGAUUCUGGCAGGUCAAAAAGUGGAUACGCCACAUUCGUUCUUUCCUAGCAGGAGCCCGUGGACAUACACCGACCAUACUUUGGGAUGAGCUAAUGAAUAUCCGCCUGCAGUCGUGGCAAGUUAGUUUAGAACAUCCUGCUAAAGACGAUCCCCUCGGGCUACUAGGUUUCUUUGUACAGUAG